Musa acuminata AAA Group (dessert banana) is the source of this 858-nucleotide messenger RNA. RefSeq names its product chaperone protein dnaJ 8, chloroplastic-like. NCBI's taxonomy places the organism in Eukaryota, Viridiplantae, Streptophyta, Magnoliopsida, Zingiberales, Musaceae. Bases 113 to 580 code for a protein of 155 amino acids. The record is from RefSeq and is a predicted model, not a curated record. The transcript has 3 exons.
AUGAAGCCUUAUCAUCGCUUCUCCGUUUGCGCCGUUUAGCAUCGCUUGCUGGCCCAUUCGCCGGUGCAAUUCAAUUGGUGGUGAUUGUGGGAAAUCCGAACCGGUUCGGAGGAUGGCAAUGUCGAUGGGGAUGUCGGGAUCGAUGGGGGCGGUGUCGGCAUCGUCGAUGGGGAUCUAUGCUGGGAGGAGCAGGGUGUCGAGGGGGAGGAGGAGCGGCGGCGACGUGCGGUGUGCCGCCUCGACCGGGAGGUUGACGGAGCAGUACCGGACGCUUAGAGUUCAGCCCGGGGCGUCGGAGAAGGAAAUCAAGAAGGCCUUUAGGCAGCUCGCUCUUCAGUAUCAUCCAGAUGUCUGUAAAGGUAGCAAUUGCAGCGUACAGUUCCAUCGGAUCAACGAAGCCUAUGAUAUUGUGAUGAGCAGCCUGAGAGGACCUCAGUUGGAGGAAGAUCGAUGGAACGACGAUGCAGACGAGACGAUGAGGGGAAUGAAUGAUCCAAGCUGGGAUUUGUGGGAAGAAUGGAUGGGGUGGGAAGGGGCUGGUAUCAGAGACUACUCCUCGCACAUCAACCCUUACAUUUGAACAAGCACUUUGACCCCCACAUCCUCUGUUGAUGACUCUCUCUCUCUCUCUCUCUCUCUUUGUGUGUUUGUAUGUGAAUAAUGCACAUAAAUCUCUUCCCAACCUGCUGCAGAUGGUAGUAGGUUGGAUGUGUUUGUUGACAUGAUGCAGAACCCUGCAACCUCCCUUUCCCUCCUGUUAAUGUUGGGAGGAAAUGGUGAUCAUGAAUGGUUGCUUCUGCUUUUGUUUCACCUGUUUAUAUGAAGAAAUUAUGAAAACAGCUUUGCAAGCUCUUCUUA